CCGGAGCGCAGGGAUCUGUGCUGUGCUGAGGCUGAGCUGAAUGAGAUUGAAGAAGAGUUCUUCUUGUUUUGUAGCUUCAGUUUCUCUGUUUUUACACAAAUUUGACUAAAACUAAAUAUAAAAUAGGGCAACAAAACAGAGCCGUGCGGGAAGGAGUCAGCCAGGCUGUUUGUACGCUGUUAUUCCACCGUGGAUCGGCUUCUUAUAGAUAUAUAUUUAAUUAAUCUAGAGGAGGACUGCUGCUGAGGCAGCACAGAGGGGUGGAGUCCAGUCCCACAGCCAGGUGCGGCACUUUAAUGCUUCAGUUGGAUGGUUUUCCUACUGGAGACGGUGUUAAGGCUGAUCGAUCGGCUGGCAGACUGACUGGAUCCAUGAUGGAAUUACAGACGUUACAGGAGGCUCUGAAGGUGGAGAUCCAGAUCCAUCAGAAACUGGUUGCCCAGAUGAAGCAGGACCCUCAGAACGCAGAUCUGAAGAAGCAGCUCCACGAACUUCAAGCGAAGAUCACAGCGCUCAGCGAGAAGCAGAAAAAGGUGGUGGAGCAGCUGAGGAAGGAGCUGCUGGUGAAGCAGGAGCCAGAGGCCAAGCUGCAGCUGCAGGUCCAAACUCCUCCAGCAGGUGGCGACAUCAAGCCGACCAACCUGCUGCAGAGCCAGCAGAUAACUGGAGGACUGCAGCAGACGCUGACCGUCACGCCGGUCCUCACCACGAAGACUCUACCUCUGGUGCUGAAAGCUGCCGCCACGCCCGCCCUGCCCGGCUCCGUCCUGCCGCAGCGCCCGGCCACCGUCGCCGUGGUGACCACGGCCAUCACCAAACCCGACUCGCAGAACGCCCCCAUCAACCUGCAGGUGGCCAGCAAGCUGACCGGCCAGAGCUCGGAGCCCGUCCGACUGGUUUCCAAAAACACCAUGGUGGUGCAGGCCACCACCACCACCACCGCCCAGCCAAUCAAAGUUCCUCAGUUUGUCCCUCCUCCUAGACUGACGCCUCGACCCACCUUUCAGCCACAGGUCAGGCCCAAACCGGCCACGCCCACCAACAUCCCCAUCGCCCCGGCCCCUCCCCCGCCCAUGAUGGCGGCCCCCCAGCUGCUCCAGGGGCCCGUCAUGUUGGCCACCAAGCUGUCGUCCUCGCUGCCCUCGGCGGCGCCCAUCCACCAGGUCCGCAUCGUCAACGGACAGCCCUGCAGCAAGACUGGCUCCGCCCCCCUGACCGGCAUCGUCAUCACCACACCCGUCUCUGCCGCGCCCGCCACCCGCCUCGCCAGCCCCGCACAGGCACCCAACCCUGCCCCCGUCCCCACCCUGACCCCCACCCAGCCGAUCCAGAUCAGCAGCCUGACCACUGAGCCCAAGCAGACUGUUAAAUCAGGAGGUGGAGCCGAGCAGAAGGCCGUCGUCAGCCUCUCCUCCUCCUCCUCCUCCACUCCUCCACUGUCUCCAGCUCCCAGACCCAAGAAAGAGGAGAACCCAGAGAAACUGGCCUUCAUGGUGUCUCUGGGGCUCGUAACACACGACCACUUGGAAGAAAUCCAGAGCAAACGACAGGAGCGAAAGAGGAGAACGACGGCCAACCCGGUGUACAGCGGAGCCGUGUUUGAACCUGAGAGGAAAAAGAGCGCAGUGAGUUACCUGAACAGCCCUCUGCACCAGGGGACCAGGAAGAGAGGUCGCCCACCCAAAUACAGCAGCGUCCCGGAGCUGGGCAGCCUCACCCCGACCUCCCCCUCCAGCCCCGUCCAUCCCCUCCCCCUGCCCAGCCCCAGCUCUGGGGAUGGAGACAUCCAUGAGGAUUUCUGCACUGUGUGCAGACGCAGUGGCCAGUUGCUCAUGUGCGACACGUGUUCUCGUGUUUAUCACCUGGACUGCCUGGAUCCACCCCUGAAAACCAUUCCUAAAGGCAUGUGGAUCUGUCCAAAAUGUCAAGAUCAGAUCCUGAAAAAAGAAGAAGCCAUUCCCUGGCCUGGUACCCUGGCUAUUGUUCAUUCCUACAUCGCUUACAAAGAAGCUAAAGAAGAGGAGAAACAGAAACUGAUGAAGUGGAGCUCUGAACUGAAACUGGAGCGUGAGCAGCUGGAACAGAGAGUCAAACAGCUCAGCAACUCCAUAACAAAAUGCAUGGAGACCAAAAACACCAUCCUGGCUCGUCAGAAAGAGAUGCAGCUUUCCCUGGACAAAGUCAAACACUUGAUUCGCCUCAUCCAAGCCUUCAAUUUCAACCAAGCCCUGGUAGAGACAGAGGGUAAAGACGUCAGUGCCAGAGUCCAGGACAGUGCUGAAGGUGCACUGGGCUCUGAAGCUGCACCAGAGGCCAACUCUGUAGAGAAAGUGAAGGCUGCGAGCUCCUCAGCAAACAGCAGCACUGAUGGAAACGACAAACAAGAGCAACAUGGAGCCACAGGCAGCAACCAGACAGCAACAGCAGCAGGAGAAGACACUGACGGCCAACCCGUCCUGGAAGACAGCGCAGUCCUAGCAGCAGAUACCAGCCCCAGUGUGGGGGCGGGGGGUAAGGCCGGGUCUGCUUUGGGGGUGGGGGGUAAGGCCGGGCCUGGUGUAGGGGCAGGGGGAGGGGGAGAGGGUAACACAGAGACUGGUGUCCAGCUGGAUGUCAUGGCUAAGCCUGAGACAGCUCUGGUGGUUGACAUUCCCACCGCCUCAGUGGUUGCGACUGUUGCCACCACCAAUGGUACGGCCGAGCCGGCGUGCCCUGACCACAGCCCUGCAGGAGACUGCACCACCAAUGCCACCACCAACUCUGAGAACAAGAUGGCUGCCGUCAACCCUCCAGAGACAGUGGUGGAGAAGAAACAGGAGGAGAUCACUGACAGUGACGGCAGCAACACCAACAACAGCAAAACCUCAGAACCCUCCCAGCAUUCUUUGCCAGCUCUUGUCAGCAGUUUGGACAAUAAAAAGUAAUGCUAUGUCUCUUGAGUUGCGGGAAUUCAAACAUAUAUAUAAAAAAAAGACUUUUGCUUGCACCGUACGGUGCCCUGAAGUUGCCAAUCUGUAUAAAUGUUGUUUGUUUGCAUUGUAUUGUCAGACUGUGUCAAUGGUAGAUAUACAGCCCAAGUCACAUGGCUCUGGGAAGACGUAGGCUGUUCGCCCACAGAGCUGGGGUACAGGAAGGCCUAAGUACCAGUGUCAUCAUGCCAAUUAGUGAUAGACGUCAGUGGUGGGAAUGCUCAAAGGGAGAUUUAAUUCAUCAUCACACCAGUGUGUGCCUGUUUAAGUGGCCCCUGUGUUCUCUUGUGGGGUGGGGAGAUGGGUCCACAUGGGUACGAAGAUAACCGAGAACAUGGAACCAAACAUCUGUCAGGGGUUACUGGUCUAAAAAGCAGUGUUGUGAUGGAGUACGAAAAGAGAACCUGUUCAUCCCCUCGUCCCAAUGAACUUAAUGUGAACAACCUUUAACUUCUGCAGUCACACAAACCUGAUCUCCUAGACCUCUAACCCAAACCAUCUUUAUUAACCCUAACUUUAACCCAUAAUCCUAAUCCUGCCCUGUCAACAACAACCCCUGCUUCUUCAGAUCUUAAACCAACUUCCUCAUCAACCUACUGCUCAAACCAUCUUCAGUCAAAUAAAAACCAUCAUUGACCAAUGGCAGGAACCUUCCCCUAGUAACUAAAUCUCAAACUUACCUUACUCAGUCCUCAAGCAACAUGAACCAUAACUUUCCACCAUUGCAAUUCAACAAUUUAAAAUCAUAAUUUAUUCUAUCAGCCAAUAUCAGUAAUCUGGCCACAGUAACUAAAACCCAAACUUACCUUCCCCAGUCCAGCAACAGGCUAAAGUAACCCUUGACCUGAACUCUUAAACCGACAUCCCUCAGCGUCUCCAGUCAACAAAAAACCUAACCUAUCCUGUUGACCAGUGGCCGUGACCCUCCCCUAGUGACUAAAACCCAAACUUACCUUCCCCCUCUUGAACCCAUAAGAGCUCAGGAUGCUCCAGACAAACAAGUUCAUGCAAAGUGUAGAACACAAACCAACAUCCCUGACUUUCAAAUCAGCCUAAUCAACUUACUUUCCCCAGUUUGCCAGCGACCCUAACAACCCUUACAACCCUAACCCAGUAAACUAAAGACUCUGCUCUCUCCCAGUUGCCCAGUGACCAAACGUCCCCCACCAAUCAACAAUCCCAGUUAACCUCCCCAUCUCUUCCCCAAAUAUAUCCCUGAGCUCAGGCAGAAAAGACGCUGAGCGUCGUGUUCAGCAGGUAUGCAGGACAAGGUCGAACAGGCGCAGUAGCCUAACAGAUGUUUUCAGUGGUGUCGGUCAAGUGUAGUGAUUGAGUUUUCAUUCGUGAGUCAAGUGUGUCAACUGUGAGCACUAAAUGUGAAAUUGCAAUAUUGCAAUGUCAACACACAAACUAUAUCUGGGCUGUGUUUCUUUUUUAUAGGAAAAGAUAUUCAGGUCUUCCUAGUCUUCAGAAUAAGUGCUUUCUGUUCCUGAACCUGCUGGACUGGCAUUAUCAACACAAAAAGGAAUCCUCUUUUUGAAGUGGUGAUCUUUGCAUUAUGUACAUUUCUGUUGAAUCCUGAACUGCCAAAAUGAUGUUGUAUCCAAAUUCAGCAGGGACAAGUCCACUUACUGUAUUGAAAGAUCAAAUCAUUGGCGUUGUAAGAUAUAGAUGCUACCAUUUCAGAAAUUGGAAGUCCCCAGAUUGAGACAGGAGAGCUUAUUAAACAAUAACAUUGAAGGAACAUUUUUUCCUUGAAAUGGAGGGAUUUGUUGUAUGAACCUGCUCCUUCAGAUGGAUCAGAAGGACGAUACCACAAAUCCUGAGAUUAAAGCACAAGCUUGCUGCAUUACAAAGAAGUGCUGAAGAGCUUUUUGUAUGUUAAUAUGGAAUUAAACAGAGUAUGCAUCUC
Molecule: messenger RNA, 4881 nt
Organism: Lates calcarifer (barramundi perch)
Lineage: Eukaryota; Metazoa; Chordata; Actinopteri; Centropomidae
Gene: phf21ab
Product: PHD finger protein 21Ab
Exons: 19
Coding region: 297-2924 (875 amino acids)
Biological process (GO): negative regulation of transcription by RNA polymerase II
Cellular component (GO): histone deacetylase complex
Molecular function (GO): chromatin binding
Source: RefSeq, a predicted model, not a curated record